AUGGCAUUACUUGAAGAUCCAACAAUUCAACGUAUUCUUAAUGAAGUUAAUAAAGCUGCGACUGGUGGAGUGUUUGGUUUCGCUGGGAAUUACAUAGCUGAUUCACCGAAACCGACAACACCAAUGCAACCAUUAAAAGUUAAUAAUUUUUACACUCAACAGCAACAAACACCGCUUUUUUAUCCAACACCGGAAAUGUUUGGCAUUGAUGAUGUAUCAAGUUUUGAUCAAAAUCUUGAUUUAAAUGGAUCAGAAUCAAUGAUACCUAUAGCUACUCCAAAUAAUUUUGAUGUCUACAGUUCAGGUUAUUACAAUUCAGUGCCGCAAAAUAUUAUGUCACCGUAUGAAAAUUAUAAAAACGAUAUGUUAAAUAGUAGCAGUAAUAAUAAUAAUAACAAUAAUAACAAUAAUAAUAAUAAUAAUAAUAAUAAUAAUGAUAAUUCAAUGAAACCCAUUCGUACAACAUCAAGUGUUUCGUCAACAAACAAUGAUAUAUUAUUAUCAGAUAGCCAUCGUCAUCAAGAAUAUCCAACAGUACCACCAAAAUUAGCAGCAGCUGUACCUAAUCUGGGUUUAAAUUUACGAACAUCACCACCAUUAGAUUCUAUGCCUGUUAAUGUAAGUGAAACGAUUCAUGAAGUUAUUCCAAAUGAGACAACAGAUAUCGCAACAGCAUCCAUCGAUUUAUUAGCUGAUAAAGAUGAUAAUAAUUCAUUACCAUCGAAUAAUAAUAAUGAAGAAAUGGAUCCACCGCAUAUAUCUUCAGCUGGUCGAAUUUUUUAUGAUCCAAACCCUCAAAUAAUUCAACGUAAAGGUUCAAAUUCGGUAACAUAUAAACAAAAUAUAAUUGUUCGUUUUCUACAACCACCACCAAUUCCUAAUGCUGGUCCGCUAGUUAUCAAAGAAAUAAGUUCUCAACAACAGCCACCAUUGCCACCUCUAGUUAUUAAACAACGUCCAACACCACCAAAAACUCCACCACCGCUUAUUAUUCGUGAAAAACCACCACCCCUUCCAUCAUCCAUUGCCACAAAGGUGAUAACUCGUCAUUUACCGCCUGAACCAGCUCCACCACGAGCUGUCAUUAUAGAACGUUUACCACCAUUACCACCUAAACCACGGGAUAUCAUUAUUGAACGUUGGUUACCAUAUGAAAUAGUGAAUCAAAAACGUAAAGUCAUUGUUGAACAUGUGCAAAAGAAUUCGAAAGAAUAUCCACAACCGAAAAAUGUUAUCAUCACUUAUGAACCUGUUUAUGCAAAAAUUGAACGUCAUUUUCAAAAACAAAACGUGGUUCGUGAAGAUCCUCAAGCGUAUGCAAAUCGUUUUGGUGAAAAAUUAUGCGAAUCAGCGGCUGUUAUUGAACAAGCACGAGCUGCAGGAGUUCUUGAAGAUCUUGAUCCACCCGUAUCAUUUCUUACAUCAACAACAAAUAGUGUUGCUAUAGGUACAGAUUAUGAAUCAACAAUAAAAUCUAUUGACGAUCAGGCACAAAAACCAAGUAAUGACAAUGAACAACAAGAAGAAAAAGAAGUUACUCAAACACCUAUGGAAAAUAUUCAAGAUGAUGAUGUUUUUGUUGAAGAAAAUGUUACACCAUUCUAUAUGAAUUCAGGUGAAAAUCUUCAACAAACACUCCAUCGUUUAGGCAUUGAAAUACCAGAAAAUAUUCUAAAUGAACAUCAAUUUUGA
Messenger RNA from Rotaria socialis, 1692 nucleotides. Lineage: Eukaryota; Metazoa; Rotifera; Eurotatoria; Philodinida; Philodinidae. The record is from the annotation of a GenBank genome assembly.